Messenger RNA from Iphiclides podalirius (scarce swallowtail), 363 nucleotides. The record is from the annotation of a GenBank genome assembly. NCBI's taxonomy places the organism in Eukaryota, Metazoa, Arthropoda, Insecta, Lepidoptera, Papilionidae.
AUGGAGCUCGGGUUUUUCCGCGUCGACUUGUUUGUGCGAAACGUCGGAUGGAAUUUGGCGGGCUGCGGGCUAAGUUCCGCGUCGCGCGGCGCCGACCGGCCCAGGAAUGCAGCCUUGCUUAGCUCCACUCGCGAUUUAGAUAUGCCCGUGUACCGAUACAUGUUUUCGGAUACAGUUCUGGGAUGGCGUUGUGCAAGCGUAGACAGAGCGCUGCCCGAUCGAGUUACGGAGACCGCCGGUUGCGAAGCGUGGCGCACGAAUCAACGGGAACAGAUGUCGGCCACCGGACACGAGCCAAAUGCGGUGGCGACGUCCGCCAUUUGCAUGCCUGCGUCCAAAAAGGGACGCGUCCCGUCAGCUACG